AUGGAGAGCACCUCGGCCGACACUCACACGCUGCCCCCCGUCCCCGGCAUUCCCGGCCUUCUGCCCCAGCGCCCCCCCCGUUGGGCGCGCGACUAUCUUUUCGAUGUCUGCCGCGAAUUGGGAAUCACGCGAAUCUUCGGCGUUCCCGGGGUCAAUGAAAUCCCUUGGAUCGACGGCACCUCCUAUCCCGAGAACGGCGUCGAAUAUGUCGAAUGCCUCCACGAGAACAUCGCCAUGGGCGCGGCCAUGGGCUCGGCCCGCAUGACCGGCAAGCCCGCCAUCCUGAUCGUCCACGUCACCCCUGGCAUCGCCCACGCCAUCACCAACCUGUUCAACGCGUCGCGCUCGCAGUUCCCGCUGAUCAUCCUGUGCGCCCAGCAGCAGAACGCGCUGGUGGUGCAGGAGCCUUUGCUGUCGUCCGACACCGUCCCCCUCGCCCGCAACUACUGCAAAUGGGCCCAUGAGAUGAAGUCCGAGGACGAUAUGAAGCUGGUGCUGCAGCGCGCCUUCAAAGAAGGCGAUGGCCCCGCCGAACAGCGCCGUGUUCCUCUCCGUGCCGUGAGAAUUCACCAUGCGCCGGAUUCCCGAAGGCGAUCGCUUCAGGGCAUUACCCGAAUUUCGCCCCAUUUCGGACCCGAUCCGGAAAGCUUGCGCAUCCUCGCCAGCCGGUUAGCGGCGGCGAAGAAUCCCCUGAUCGUCGCCGGCGACGCGGUCGGACUGGCCGAUGCCUGGGCGGAACUUCGCGAUCUCGCUCACGCCACCGGCGCGCCGGUCCUGCCGGCAUGCAGUCGGCAUUCGAAAGGCCACGAUGUCGCUUUUCUGUGCGGCUUCUCCAACCAGGCCCAGGUGCUGAUCUACAAACCGCCCGACGGCCCGCUGAUCCCCGACUCGGUCAGCAAGCUCUAUCUUAGCAACUGCAUCUGGGACAUCGGCAAGAACUAUUACGGUGAUGCCGCUGUGUUCGCCGACAUCAAGGUCGCCCUGCCGCAGAUCACCGCCCAGGUGAGGGAGAUGGUCGUCCAAUCACUCGUCACACAGCGCAACGAUACACUGGCCCGCCGGGCCGUCGAACGGCGGGAGCAUUGGGAGCGGUAUCUGGACCGGGCGAUGGUUCAGGACAAUGUGUGGGCGGUGGUGAUCGCCGACGCACUGCGCCAGCAGAUCAAGCAGCAUAAGCUUGAGCGCGAUUUCGUUUACGUCCACGAGGCCAUUUCUGAUCCCUCUCCCUUCCAGUAUCUACUGCCCUACGCCGCACCGACCAGCUACUAUUGCGUCGGCGGCGGCUCGCUCGGUUGGCCUGGUGGACGGCGGCGCACCGCAAUCUGGGAAUCCUCUAUUACCAACAACUCCGAAUACCACACGCUGCAGGUGGGACUCGGGACUAUCGUCCAGGUCUAUGGCGAGGCGAUGGGCUACGACUGGAAGCCGCGCACUAUGGACCCCGGCUAUCUCACCAUCCGUGGCCCCCAGCCCGACUUCGUCGGAAUCGCCAAGGCUAUGGCCGGCAUCGAGGGCAAACACAUCGAGCGCCCGCACGAGGUCAACUGGGCCGUGGGCGAGGCCGUCCGCUAUGUACUGGAGACCGGCAAAUCCUUCGUACUGGAAAUCAAGACGGUGGGGCUGAGCAGCCAGCAGCAGCCGCCCGACACUAACGAUGACCGCGCCAUCAUCACCCCGUCGCUCUGGACCCAGCCGCAUCUAGACUGGGUCCAUUCCGGCCCGGAGGCCCCGAACUCCGCCCGCCGGCCGGGCGAUACGGCGCUGAUCUGCUAG
This is a messenger RNA of Chaetomium globosum CBS 148.51, 1773 nucleotides long. RefSeq lists its product as uncharacterized. The coding region runs from base 1 to 1773 and encodes 590 amino acids. Gene Ontology annotation, molecular function: acetolactate synthase activity; flavin adenine dinucleotide binding; thiamine pyrophosphate binding. The record is from RefSeq and is a predicted model, not a curated record. NCBI's taxonomy places the organism in Eukaryota, Fungi, Ascomycota, Sordariomycetes, Sordariales, Chaetomiaceae. The transcript is spliced from 3 exons.